Messenger RNA from Camarhynchus parvulus, 8929 nucleotides. It is a transcript of the gene ARHGAP42, whose product is annotated as Rho GTPase activating protein 42. Gene Ontology annotation, cellular component: cytoplasm. The record is from RefSeq and is a predicted model, not a curated record. Gene Ontology annotation, molecular function: GTPase activator activity; protein binding. Bases 399 to 3065 code for a protein of 888 amino acids. NCBI's taxonomy places the organism in Eukaryota, Metazoa, Chordata, Aves, Passeriformes, Thraupidae. Gene Ontology annotation, biological process: signal transduction. The transcript has 24 exons.
GGCCGCGUCCCCGGCGUGUGAGCAUGCCGCGCCGGGAGGAGGAGGAAUUCCUCGGCCGGGCCGGGGGAGGUUCGCACUGGAGUUAGCGCCGGGCAGGGAGGAAGAGCGAGCGCUGCCGGAAGCGGCGGAGCGGCGGCGGCGCUGGGAGCCCGCGGUGUCCCGCGGACAGCGAUGUAGCUGGGUGACAGCGGCCGGAGCGCGCCGCCUCCGCUGCCAGCGGGCCGGUGCGGCGGGUCGGGAGCUUCUCCGGGGAGGCAGCAGCCGCGCCUCGUCUCGCCGCUCCCCUGCUUUCCCCUCUGCCCUCGGCGCCGUCUCUCGGCGCGGCCCUCCCUCCGUUCCUCCCUCCCUUCCUCCCUCCGUCCGCCGCCGGCCGGGGGGCUGCGGGCGCCACCGCUGCCAUGGGGCUGCCCACGCUGGAGUUCAGCGACUCCUACUUGGACAGCCCGGAUUUCAGGGAGCGCCUCAAGUGUCACGAGAUCGAGCUGGAGAGGACGAACAAGUUCAUCAAGGAGCUGAUUAAGGACGGAAGCCUCCUCAUCGGGGCCCUGCGAAAUUUAUCCAUGGCAGUACAAAAAUUUUCACAGUCUUUACAAGAUUUUCAGUUUGAGUGUAUUGGAGAUGCUGAAACUGAUGAUGAAAUUAAUAUUGCCCAGUCAUUGAAGGAGUUUGCUCGGCUUCUGAUUGCUGUUGAAGAGGAGAGAAGACGACUGAUCCAGAAUGCUAAUGAUGUGCUAAUAGCACCGCUGGAGAAGUUUCGAAAAGAGCAAAUAGGAGCAGCAAAAGAUGGGAAGAAGAAGUUUGACAAGGAAAGUGAGAAAUAUUAUUCCAUCUUAGAGAAGCACUUAAAUUUGUCAGCCAAGAAGAAAGAAUCUCAUUUGCAAGAUGCAGAUACACAGAUUGACAGAGAACAUCAGAACUUUUAUGAAGCCUCAUUAGAAUAUGUUUUUAAAAUACAAGAAGUACAAGAGAAAAAGAAAUUUGAAUUUGUAGAACCUCUCUUGGCCUUUCUUCAAGGAUUAUUUACGUUUUACCAUGAAGGAUAUGAACUGGCUCAGGAGUUUGCACCAUACAAGCAGCAACUGCAGUUCAAUUUGCAAAAUACUCGCAAUAACUUCGAAAGCACUAGGCAAGAAGUGGAGAGACUCAUGCAGAGAAUGAAGUCAGCCAAUCAAGAUUACAGACCACCAAGUCAAUGGACAAUGGAAGGCUAUCUCUAUGUGCAGGAGAAACGACCCCUUGGAUUUACAUGGGUUAAACAUUACUGCACUUACGACAAAGGAACAAAAACUUUUACAAUGAGUAUAGCUGAAACAAAAUCUGGUGGAAAAGUGAAUGGCCUUGUCACAAGCUCACCAGAAAUAUUCAAGCUAAAAUCUUGCAUCAGGAGAAAGACAGAUUCAAUUGACAAACGUUUCUGUUUUGAUAUUGAAGUAUUUGAGAGACCUGGAAUCAUUACACUACAAGCUUUUUCAGAAUCUAACCGAAAACUUUGGCUUGAAGCUAUGGAUGGAAAGGAACCAAUCUACACACUGCCAGCCAUUAUUAGCAAGAAGGAAGAAAGUAAGCUCAUUAUGUUGAGCUGCCAUAUCUUGCUAGAUUUCUUGUUCUUAAAUGAAGCGGGUUUCAACUUCGUGAGGAAAUGUAUUCAUGCUGUAGAAACAAGAGGUAUUACAAUCCUUGGGCUGUACAGAAUAGGUGGUGUAAAUUCCAAGGUGCAAAAGCUGAUGAAUACCAUAUUUUCUCCUAAAUCACCUCCUGAUAUGGAUAUUGAUAUGGAAAUUUGGGACAAUAAAACAAUAACAAGUGGACUAAAAAACUACCUCAGGUGUCUUUCAGAACCACUGAUGACUUUCAAGCUGCACAAAGAUUUCAUUGUUGCUGUUAAGUCAGAUGAUCAGAACUACAGAGUUGAGGCAGUGCAUGCACUUGUGCAUAAAUUACCAGAGAAGAACAGAGAGAUGCUGGACAUCCUUAUUAAGCACUUGGUCAAGGUAUCAUUGCACAGUCAACAAAAUCUAAUGACUGUAUCCAACCUUGGUGUUAUCUUUGGACCAACUCUGAUGAGAGCACAAGAAGAAACCGUGGCUGCUAUGAUGAACAUUAAGUUUCAGAAUAUCGUCGUUGAAAUUCUGAUAGAGCAUUAUGAAAAGAUAUUUCACACUGCACCAGAUCCCAAUAUUCCUCUUCCCCAGCCUCAGUCCCGAUCGAGUUCAAGAAGAACAAGAGCAAUUUGUCUCUCCACAGGCUCACGUAAACCCAAAGGAAGGUACACGCCAUGUCUAGCAGAUCCUGACAGUGACUCGUACAGCAGUAGCCCCGACAGCACUCCCAUGGGCAGCAUCGAAUCUCUGUCUUCUCACUCCUCUGAGCAGAACAGCACCACCAAGUGCACGCCCUCACAGCCACGGGAGAAAUCAGGAGGGAUUCCAUGGAUUGCUUCUCCAUCUUCUUCAAAUGGCCAGAAAAGUUCAGGCCUGUGGACUACAAGUCCAGAAUCCUCAUCAAAGGAGGAUGCAACCAAAACAGAUGUGGAAUCAGACUGCCAAAGUGUAGCUUCUGUCACUGGACCAGAAAAUGCCUCUCCACCAACAGACCUGACCAAAAAGAGUUCCUACAGUGUGUCUGGGCUAAAAAGGUCUUCAGCAUCUUCCCUUAGAUCAAUUCCAUCAGCUGAAGGUAGCAAAAGCUGCAGUGGAUCUAUACAGAGCUUAUCUUCAGCAGAUACCAAAGAUACACUAAAGGCUCCACCAAACCCUGAUUUGCCUCCCAAAAUGUGCAGGAGAUUAAGAUUAGAUACUGCAUCCAGUAAUGGCUAUCAAAGACCGGGAUCUGUAGUGGCUGCAAGAGCGCAGUUGUUCGAAAGUGCUGGUUCACUUAAACAAGUUUCUUCAGGACGACAAGCAAAAGCCAUGUAUUCCUGUAAGGCUGAGCAUAGUCAUGAGCUGUCUUUCCCACAGGGGGCAAUAUUUUCCAAUGUGUAUCCAUCAGUGGAACCAGGCUGGUUAAAGGCAACUUAUGAAGGCAAAACAGGACUAGUUCCUGAGAAUUAUGUUGUCUUCCUCUAGUAAUCUUUAGUGGACAGCAAUAUCUUCAUGGUAUCCAUGGUAACAAAUAAUAAGCACUAUGAUUUUUAUCUGACACAGAUAUGGGAUCAGCCCCUUAGCUGAGUGGUAGAUUUCCUUCAGAUGCUGCAGCUGCAGGUUACAGAGCUCCCUGACAACAGAACAGAAUGUGAUGAAACAGUUAACAGUUUCUGUGCUGAGGACGGUACUCUGUUUAAAUAACUUCCAUUGUUUGAAAAGGGUUGUUCUGUUCUUCCUUUAUGGGUAAGGAACUCUAGAGCAAUAAAAUAAAAAAAAAUUGCUAUUUAGCUGCAGACUUUCAGGUCUGAGGAUGUUGCUUACAGAAAUGUGAAAUUUAGAGGCAAUGCACUCUAUGACAUUUCUUAUAAUCUAUGGUUUUUAAUAUGGAAAAUCGUGGACUUUUUCAUAAUGUAAGUACUACUUCUAUUCUGAUCUGAAUUCUCCCUUAGAAAACUUGAUUCUAAAAUUGAUCCUAAUCAUUUCAUAUAAGAAACUACUUUACUGUAAAUCAGAAGUUGGGACUUCUGUUAGUCAUUGAGUUACAAUAUGGUAUAGAAUUUAUACAGCUGAUAAUAUCAGUUUAUACACUGCCUGCACAGUGAAUGCUCAUUCAAAAUGUGAUAUGUUUAAUGAAUGUUUCAUUGAAAUAUUUAGUAGAUUUCUUUCCUACUUUCUAUAUCAGCAUAGAUAAUAUUAACAACUUUUAUUUCAAUGAUAAUCAUCAUCUGGAAGAUAUUCUCUCUGUGUCCCAGAACAUCUGUGGAAAACAAGGAGAUGCUGAAUCUGGACUGAUUGGGAGUCAUGUGAAGUGAGCAGUGAAAAACAGCAGUAUGUUUUGAAACCUGAGAUAAAUUGUAACUCAUUCUUUUUUCAUUGCAAGUAAGACAAAUGACCUGUGAACUAGCCAAUUUUAUAAGCUAUGAAUGCUAAAAGCUCCAUGUAGCAGUAAAACUACUUAGUGUUAUUUCUCCUGACUUCUGCUAAAAUAUUUGACAAAGAUUCUCUCCUUCCACAGAAUAAAAAAUCCUUACUUUUCAAAGGCGUUGAAAAGACCUAUUGAUUGUUCCUGGUAGGACUGAAAAGAAAAAAUAAUAAAUAAAACCAAGUCAAAGAAAACCCCAGAAACCCUAAGUAGCUUUCUCAGUCUGAGCAGUUUUCUUGUACACCUUGAGGGAAAACAUGCACUGCUUGCGUGGCUACUUACCAUUCCUGAUUGAAAACUGUGACAUUUGACCUCCAUCUUAGUAUUUCUUCAACACCAGUGCUUCCAAAAGUAUUCACUGGUUCAUAGAACUAUCUAGGCUUAGUUUCAUAGAUAUGUCAAAGCUCAGUUCUUUCUUCAGUAGCAGAAAUCAACAUACAAACCAUCUGUUGAUUUCUAAGUUGUACACUGCUUGAAGAAAGUUUAAAGAGGAAUUGCUGUUAGGGCUAAAAACAUCAGUAAUUUUUGACUUGCUGCUUUUUUCUUUCCAUAGGCUUUUUCUUAUUUAAAUUGAAAAGUAAGAUUCAUUGCCAACACAAAGUAGCACAUCAGAACUUUCUUUACUUAUAUGUAGUGCAUUAAUUGUUCAGAGCAGUUGCUGGAUUUCAGGCUGGUGGCAGAAUCCUGCAGGAUCUUUCUCCUCACUAAUUCAAUUAUUAAGUGAUGAUCAGAGAAAGAGAGAGGCUCAAAGAACAUCUUUCCAAAAAUUGUUUUUUCAUAGAGGGAAUCUGAGCAAGACUGGCUGCAGGCAGUUGAGGACAGACCCCAGGCAUUAGUGACUGAGUGACCUGGGUUCUUUCUUCACCCUAAACAGUUUUAUUAAUCCCAAAACACAUUUCACUUCAUCUUAAAUCCAGACAGUGCCCAGUGCAUUGUGAUGAAGGGUUGUUCCAAAUGGCACUGGCAGAGAAGGCAGACUUGUGUGUGCUCAUCUAAUUUGCCCAGAGCAGAUGUGAUGGGAAGUGAAGGUCUUUCCUCAGCCAGUUGAAUCUUUCUUCAUUUUAAGGCAAGCCAAGUUUUCUUAGUCUAAGCUAUGCCUGAGACUGCCUUUGCCCUGAGAAGAUCAGCAUGGUUUUGGUUGUGUUUUUGCUGUAUUUCACAAUCAAAAAGCUGUAAGCUAUCAAAAGUUUUGCCUCUGGUGACCUUCCCAGGAAAAGUGCUGCUGCAGACCAAAAGGAACAGAAAAGGAAGCAGAACUUUGAACAGAGGCUGGGAGCCCAGCACAUCUCACACAGGCAGAAAAAUGCAGUAAUCAGGGGGGAAAAUCCCAGCUUCUGUCUCUUGCAUGGGGUCAGUAGAAAACCUGUAUUGAACAUCCUUUGAUGACUCCUCAGACUUCUUAAGGGCAAUUUAAUUGUUGUGAAAUUCUUGAGGAAUUAUGAAAUAGAAAAUGUAAAAAAUGUUUGCUCUUACUUGCUUUGUUCUAGCCUGAUUUAAAAAUAAGUGGGAAAAAAACCCUAAGCUUAGGUAAUUUCACAUCCCCUGUAUAUGUCUCACAAUUCUCCAGUACUGUGUUUUGAAAGCAGCUGAUCUGAGUGCAAGCUAGAGAAGUCAAAUAUGCCAAGUUCAUUAAAAUUUUUGUAAAAUUUCCAAGUUCAGUUACAGAUUAAGCAAGUAGAGCCUGUGAGGGGUGAGGGGAAGGUUGUAGAAAGACCUGGAGGAAUCCCUGUGGAGGAGAGGUGUUCAUGUGUUCCCACACAUUCAUCUCACAUUAGACCGAAAUUAGGAUUGGAGAAGACAACUUCAUAAGAAACUGGAUUCCAUUAAUGUGCUGCUCACAGAACAAAUCUGUGUUUUCCUCUGCAAUGCUCUGCAGCUUUGUCAGGCCCUUCUCCCAAACUAGCCAUAAAUAACUUUUAGGUCAUUUAGCUUUAAAAUGGCAUUUCAAUCUGCAAAAUGUUAUCCCCGUUCUUACUUACAGUUAGCCACUCACUCUCCAGGAGUAGGGGUUUUCAUUUUUGGAACUCUGUGGUUUUUCUUGUACUCUCCUCUGCAGCAGGUAGUAGCACUUUCUGUAGGGUCUCACUGCUGGGUUGUGGGUGCCCCAGCCCUUCCCUGCCUUUAAAGAGGGAGUCUGUCUCUACAAGAAGCUGAACAGUGAACCAGAAAGCUGAGUAAGUAGGGCUGCAAAGACUGAAGUGGGGUAGGGGGCAGCACCAAAGCUUCUCUAAUGAUGAUACUCUCAGGCCUGACCAAAAAUCUUUUCCGACAAUAGCAAAGAAACAGAAAUCCAUAUAACAUCUAAAUGGAGAUAAAGUAUUUUGAUAAUGCCUUACCAGACAAUUAGGCAAUCUGAAUUAAAUUAGUUCAUAGUAGUGAUUUACUAUUCUUCAUGGAAGUCAGACUCACUCUACAAGCAAAGGUUAAACACUUCUAAAAAUUAUUAUUAUGAUUAUUAUUAUUAUUUUUAUUACUAUCCUUCCUAAAAGGAUGCAGCAGGUUUGUUCCAAAUAUCACUGUAGAACUCAAGGUAGAUUAUACAUGGUUGUUGUUGUUUGUCUUGUAGAAAUAAUGUCUGUACCCACAACAUAUAAUUAGCCUUGUUUUUUCUUUGUUAAACAUUUUGAUACAUGUUGCAGCACAACAUGAAUCAGAUUAAUAGUGUGAAGGAUAUAUUGUAUCAUAGAUAUGUAAAAUAUAUUAAUAUUCUAUAUUCACACUUUUUGUUAAUGAUGAUAAAGAUUACAUUUUUAGUGUGUAAUUCCUUUGAGUUCAGUAUUAAAAUGUCCUUGCCAUAUUUUGGCAUUUAGAGUUAUAUGUAACAAAACUGUUAAAUUAAACCAUCAUUAUUACUUAUGUCCCUAACUAAUCUAUAAUGUUCAUUGUACAAUUAUUUCUGGAAAAAAAAGAUGCACAGAUUUGCUGACGAGCACUAUUCUAUGAUAGUAAUAGUAACUUAUUUUCCUUUUAUAUAUUUUCUGGUGCUAAUCUCUAUUCUUUGCCUGUAAUUGGAUUGAAUUGUAAUGUGCCUUCAGGAAAGACAUAUUAGGAGAGGAAAAGCUGUAAAAUUCUGUAGUUGAGAACAGUAAUUACAACAACAAAAAAAAGCACUGUAUGGUAGUAAUUGGUUUGUUUGUUGUUAACUUUUCUCCCCUGGCCUAUUUUCUACUUAAUAAGAUUUCAUCAGAAUAAAUAAUGAAACUAAAAAGCACAUUGUUCUUGAUAUUUCUUUUCCUAAAGCAGAAGGUUGUGCAAUUUUGGCUUGAGCAGCAAGAAGAGAAAUCCCAGCUGGGGAGCACAUCCUCCAGACUGGGAUGGAUCUUCUCCACUGAUGGAAACUCUCAAAGUUCUAGUGAAGUCAAAAACAGACCUUUGUCAAUUGAUAGUGAAGGUUUGCUGGCCAGAAGCCCCUAGAAAGGAGGUGGAAUAUUCUGCUAAUAUGAUAAUCUAUGACCCAGCUUGGCGUUGUCCUUUCCUUAAGCAGAGGGGCCUGGAUCAAUUGUUCAGUGGCCAGAGAUGAAAGCCAUAGGCAACCUUAGUCUCUCUCUGGCUGGUCACAGAGCCCUGAAGAUGGUGCUGCUGCAGCAGCAUCCAGCCCAUCCAGCUCCUGCUCCUGAUUAAGUCGACUGUCACUCAGGCUUUGUCUGUACCCAUUGGGAGGUCUCUUCUUUUUUUGUUUAAGAUUUUGCAUGGGCUUUGGGAGUUUGCUUUGUUUUGUUUUAGUAACAUGCUUGACAUCCGAAUUCAGUCACUGAGGAUCAUAUCUGUUCUUUAAUUGUCCUGUGUGUGGCAGUGUUUAAUAAGCCAUUACAUUAUUCUUGUUGUUUUAAGUGCAGAGCACAAUGCUCCAACCCUUGGAUGCCUCAGCUGAAAGCUGUUUUGGCUCUGAAACUUCUGCAAGUGUUUUAUUGGGAGUUGUCAUCAAAGCUCUGGCACUAAACAUAGCACCAUUAUUUCUGCAAGAGUUUCUGUUGGAGCAAAGGGCAGAACAGCUGAACGAGGCACAUGGAUAGUUUCAAUUUUCAAUCAUAUUUAUGGCAAUUUUGGAAGUAUUAGAGUUUAUAAGGGUUACUUUAGAUACUAUAUGGUAUUCUAAUAGGAAAAUAUAUACAAUCAAUAACUAUAUCUAUUUAAUAAAGUCCUACUAAAUUAUCAUAUUGAACUCUCUGUUUAUUUUGUAGUGUGGUUUCAAUAAUUAUCUGCACUCUGUAUAUAUCUACAUGUAAAUAACUAGCAUGACAUGCAUAAGCUGACUUUGCAGACAUAAUUCUAUGUUGUACUUUACACUGUAUUUCAAAAAUUUGAAAAAAUGUUUUUCAAAAUAAAAAUUCUUUAUACACAAACUGGAUUUUUAUUUGUUUUAAAUUUGGACUCUGGUUCAGCUUUUUCUUUUUUUCCAAGUAAUAACACUUUGGUUCUACUUCUAUCCAUACCUGCAUUUUAGAGUAACAUUUCAGCCCUGAGAAUGCUUUAUGUAGAUGGGCAUGUGAAUACCAGACAAUAGUCUGUCAUACAAUGUCCUGAUCACGUGGAAGUCUCCGAAGAUGUGGUUUUUGAGGAAAAGAAAAUGACAGCUUUGGAUGCUAUGUAGCAAGAAGCAGAGCCCUGGGAGGCAGAAUCUGGCUGAUGAGGUCUUUGCCUCUGGAAUUCAGCAGGUGGAUGGACUCAAGGGAGGGUCUUCCAUGGCUCCAUUCCAACAGCACUGCCAGGUGGGGGAAGCAAGGGAAUGCAGUGGCCUCUGUAAGUUCCCUUGUAUGCCCUCCCCAGCAUCUCUGCAAGACUUUUUGCCUCAGUUUUUACAGCCCAUGGGUUGGAGUUACAGCUGUGCCCCAGGAACAGGAGCUGUGAGGUGGCCUGCUUUGCCUUUUCUCUGAAGGAACUCACCAGAAACUCAGGAGACUUUAAUAUCCCUGAAGCAAUCAGG